This is a messenger RNA of Lytechinus pictus (painted urchin), 579 nucleotides long. RefSeq names its product prokineticin receptor 2-like. The transcript has 2 exons. Gene Ontology annotation, cellular component: plasma membrane. Gene Ontology annotation, biological process: neuropeptide signaling pathway. NCBI's taxonomy places the organism in Eukaryota, Metazoa, Echinodermata, Echinoidea, Temnopleuroida, Toxopneustidae. Bases 1 to 579 code for a protein of 192 amino acids. The record is from RefSeq and is a predicted model, not a curated record. Gene Ontology annotation, molecular function: neuropeptide Y receptor activity.
AUGAUGCCCAGGAACGUCCCGUACGUUAGUAGCGUCGUGGAUACCUCGAUCACCGACCCGAGCAUGGGUGAUCAUCCUCUCUCAAGGGUCUCCGCGGAUUCCACCCUGACGUCGAACAACUUUUUCGACUACUCUUUCCUCCCGGAAAACUUUACCAUCGACUACGGUGCAAGCAGUUCCUACCUAUCAUGGUGGAAUCAGACUCCGGGAUUCCAAUGCGAGAUAUUCCCUCAGACAGUCAGUACCAAGACUUUCCUCAGCGUCAUCUUCGCCCUCGUCACCGUGGUCUGCGGCCCCGGUAACUGCCUCCUGUGCUUCCUCAUCGCCCGACACAAGCGACUUCGAAGCGUCACCAACCUCCUAAUCGCAAACCUAGCCGUCUCGGACGCCUUGGUCGCUCUCAUCUGCGCGCCAUUUUCCUUACAAUAUUACCUCGUCCAGAACUGGGUCCUACCCGACUUUAUGUGCCCGGUGAUGGCGACGACCAAGAACGUUUCUCUCUACGUCUCUGUCAACACCUUACUGGUAAUUGCGGUCGACAGUUUCUGGGUCACUUUGUAUUUCAAUGUUGAGCUGUGA